Chanos chanos (milkfish) is the source of this 2427-nucleotide messenger RNA. It is a transcript of the gene mcm3l, whose product is annotated as MCM3 minichromosome maintenance deficient 3 (S. cerevisiae), like. Lineage: Eukaryota; Metazoa; Chordata; Actinopteri; Gonorynchiformes; Chanidae. The transcript is spliced from 17 exons. Gene Ontology annotation, molecular function: single-stranded DNA binding; single-stranded DNA helicase activity; ATP binding. Gene Ontology annotation, cellular component: nucleus; MCM complex. The record is from RefSeq and is a predicted model, not a curated record. Gene Ontology annotation, biological process: mitotic DNA replication initiation; double-strand break repair via break-induced replication; DNA replication. The coding region runs from base 1 to 2427 and encodes 808 amino acids.
AUGGAUGUUGGCUUUGAGGACGUAGCCCUGCGGGAGGCACAAAGAGAAUACUUGGAUUUUCUGGAUGAUGACCAAGAUCAGGGUGUUUAUCACGAGAAGGUCAGAAGUAUGGUGUCUGAAGGACAACAUCGCCUCAUCGUUAACAUCAACGACCUUCGGAGGAGGAAUGAGAAACGAGCCAAAGAGCUGCUAAAGAAUGCUUUCGGUGAACUACUCGCUUUCCAGGGAGCCCUGAAAGACUUGGUAGCAUCCAUUGACGCGACUUACGCCAAACAGUUUGAUGAGUUCCACGUUGGGUUUGAGGGGAGCUUUGGGACGAAGCACGUGACUCCACGCACGCUCAGCGCACGUUUCCUGGGCAACCUCGUGUGUGUGGAGGGCAUAGUCACCAAGUGUUCUCUGGUGAGACCAAAAAUUCUCCGCAGUGUCCACUACUGUCCGGCCACCAAGAAAACCCUGGAGAGGAAGUACACUGACCUCACCUCACUGGACGCUUUUCCAUCCAGUUCCAUCUACCCUACCAAGGAUGAAGAGAAUAAUCCUUUGGAAACCGAAUUCGGGCUCUGUUCAUAUAAAGACCACCAGACUCUGACCAUUCAGGAAAUGCCUGAGAAAGCUCCCGCCGGACAGCUGCCGCGUUCCGUCGACAUUAUCGCCGACGACGACCUCGUUGACCGGGUCAAACCCGGCGAUCGCGUGCAGCUGGUGGGCGUAUACCGAUGCCUGCCUGCCAAACAGGGUGGUUUCACCUCAGGAACCUUCAGAACGAUUCUGCUAGCCAGUAACGUGAAGCUAAUGAGUAAGGAGAUUGUUCCGAACUUCUCCGCUGAUGACAUCGCCAAGAUCAAGAAAUUCUCUAAAACUCACUCUAAAGAUGUGUUUGAGCACCUCAGUCGUUCCCUGGCCCCGAGUAUUCACGGUCACGAGUAUAUAAAAAAGGCCAUACUGUGUCUGCUCCUGGGUGGAAACGAGACAAACCUGGAGAACGGAACACGCAUCCGAGGAGACAUCAACAUAUUGCUCAUAGGGGAUCCAUCCGUGGCAAAGUCUCAGCUGCUCCGGUAUGUUCUGUUUACGGCGCCGAGAGCCAUCCCCACCACUGGCCGCGGGUCGUCUGGAGUGGGACUGACUGCUGCCGUCACCACAGAUCAAGACACUGGAGAGCGGCGUCUGGAGGCGGGGGCGAUGGUGUUGGCUGACAGGGGGGUGGUGUGUAUCGACGAGUUCGACAAGAUGUCUGACAUGGAUCGCACGGCCAUCCACGAGGUGAUGGAACAAGGCAGAGUGACUAUCGCUAAAGCCGGGAUUCAGGCGCGGCUAAACGCUCGCUGCAGUGUGCUAGCUGCUGCCAACCCUGUCUAUGGGAGGUAUGACCAGUAUAAAAGCCCAAUGGAAAACAUCGGACUUCAGGACUCUCUCCUCUCCCGAUUUGAUCUGCUCUUCAUUGUUCUGGAUCAGAUGGAUCCCGACAGCGAUCGCGAGAUCUCGGAGCACGUGUUGCGCAUGCACCGAUAUCGUGCCCCAGGAGAGCAGGAGGGAGCAGCGAUGCCUUUGGGGAGCACUGUGGACCUGUUUGCCACAGAGGAUCCAAACAUCACAGAGGCAUCAGAGCAGGAGCUCCAGAUCUAUGAGAAAAAAGACAACGUUCUGCACGGGCACAGGAAGAGAAAAGAUAAGGUCGUUACCAUGGAGUUCAUCAGGAAGUACAUUCACGUGGCCAAGCUGGUGAGGCCUGUCCUGACUCAGGAGGCUGCCGACUACAUCGCCGAGGAAUACUCCAGACUCCGGAGUCACGACCAAGUCAACAGUGACUCAGCAAGGACAAUGCCUGUGACGGCCCGAGCUCUGGAGACGAUGAUCCGAUUGGCCACGGCCCACGCCAAAGCCCGUAUGAGUAAAACCAUCGACCUCGGUGACGCGGAAACCGCCCUGCAGCUCAUGCAGUUUGCCUACUUUAAAAAGGUUCUGGAGAAAGAGAAGAAGAGAAAGGCUCCUGACGGCACUGGGGAGGCAGAGAUGGAACUUUCUCAGAGCCAGGAGGCGUUGAGUCAGCAGAGUGUGAGGAAGCGCUCUCGCAUGUCAAAAGAUGACACUGAUGAAAUGGAGCCAGGAGAUGAAUCAGAUCCUUAUGAAUUCUCAGAGAAAGAAAACACCCAGCCCAGUCAGAGGAGCAGACCAGCAUCUCAGAGGAUCAGCCAGAGGAGGAAGGAGGAGAUCAGCCAAGACAGGUUGAAAACGUUCAAAGCCGCUUUACUGAAGGCAUUUAAGGCAACCAGGUCGCAGUCGGUCGCUGUCCCUGACCUACUGAACCUCAUAAACAAAGGUCAGGCAGAGGAGUUUGACCCUCAGGAGGUCACAGUUCUGCUGGAACGCAUGCAGGACGACAACCAGGUCAUGGUCUCCGAAGACGUAGUCUUCCUCAUCUGA